Molecule: messenger RNA, 699 nt
Organism: Entrophospora sp. SA101
Lineage: Eukaryota; Fungi; Glomeromycota; Glomeromycetes; Entrophosporales; Entrophosporaceae
Source: the annotation of a GenBank genome assembly
AUGAGUAGUAGUAGUAGUGAUAUGUUAUCAUCAUAUGAUACAAUUAUUUCUCCAAUUAUUCAAAUGAAUCAAUUAAAUAUCAAUCAAGAUGAAAUAAUAACAAAUAAAUUAUUAAAUAUUAUCAUAAAUAACAAUAUUAAUGUCAACAAUAAUGAUAAAUUAUAUUUAAGUACUGGAUAUUUUAAUAUAAGUAAAAAUUACAAAGAAAUAAUAAUAAAUCAUAAUAAUAAUAAUUCUUUACUAAUUAAUUUAAUCACUUCAUCACCUGAGGCAAAUGGAUUUUUCCACUCAAAAGGUUUUUCUAAAUAUUUGCCAAAAUCUUAUUUAUUUUUAGAAAAAUGUUUUAUUGAUGAAAUAAAUAAAUUUAAUAAAAAUAAUUUAAUUAAAAUGUAUGAAUAUAAAAGAGAAAACUGGACUUUUCAUGCCAAAGGGUUAUGGUAUUAUUUCAAUAAUAAUAAAUAUCCUUCUUUGACUCUAAUUGGAUCUUCAAAUUAUGGUUAUAGAUCAAUUAAGAGAGAUUUAGAAUUACAAAAUAUAUUAAUUACUUCUAAUAAAAAUCUUCAAAAUUUAUUACAUAAAGAAUUAAAAAAUAUAAAUAAGUUUACACAACAAGUAACAAAUGAAACAUUCAAGUCAAAAGAUAGGAAAAUUCCACUUCUUGUUAAAAUUGCUACUAAAUCAAUCAAAACUAUGUUAUAA